CGGAGAACGGCGACCGACAGGGCGCUUUAUUUGAAUUCGUGACUCGCGACAGUAAAUAGCAAAAAGAAACAGUGAAUCAGUAACCGCCAUUGGGUUUUGUGAUUAUUUUUAUUUGUGUAUUUUAAAAGUGCUAAGGUUUAUUUUAAGUGCUAUUUGAAACGGCUGCUUGACAGAAUGGGCAUAUUCCAUAGUAAAGUUGCUCCAGUGAAUAAACAAGGCUAUCAAUUAAACAUUCUAGAUCCACGAUCUCCAACGGUAAACAUCAAUCGAAGUCCAAUCGGAAAUGAGAACAUACAAGAUAAACCAUCAAUCACAAAAGUGCGGGAUCUUACUUCAGACUUGACGGAAAUUCUAGACAACGCUCAAACUCCAAACCGCCUUACUAGUGAUAAUUUGCAAUCAAUCUUUGAUCCACGCUCGCCAAGUUUGUUCACCAGAACGCCGCUCGUUUUGGAUGAGACCGAUACAUCAAACGUAAGCCUCAGAGGAGUUUCUCUCGAGUAUGAAGAAAUCAGUUGCGAAGAGGAACUCUCUUUCGGUGAGAAGUCGCUGUCUUUUAAAGAAUGCGAAGAUGUUCCGGAAAUAACAAUCACAGCACCCACCGAAGAAGUCGCUAGUCUGUUCAGUGAUAUAAGUUUAAAUACCGAACUGAAAAUGGAGAUAGACUGUAUCGUCCAGAAAUUAUAUGAUUCAGGUAAAGAUCCUCGUUCUCCUUCGACCCAAAUCCAAAGGACACCGAUUGUUUUCGACGAAACAGAAGAAAAAGAGGAAGAAGAAGGCAUGGAUAACGAACGCGAUAAACAAGAAGAGAAACGGGAAGAUGCCACAAAUGCGAAGUUAACUAAUAUUUAUCAGGACGAAAAUAGAGUGGAAACACCAAAAAAGGAUAAAAUCGUCAACAGCAAAAGCGCUCUCAGUGCCACACAACGUACGCCUUUGGGUUGUGUGACGAAUGUGAAGACACCGGGCAACGGUAUCAGUGAACUACGAAGGACCACACUUCUUGCACAGAUGAAGCAAAGUGCGGCGGCUUUAGGAAGCAGCACGGAAGUAGUUGCCAAUAGACGAUCGCUCCCACGGUCUAAAAUACCAACGCUAAGAAUGAAAUAAUUGAAUCAUGAUUCAAACAGAAGGCUCCGUCGAUUCUUUAACGCAUCGUCCAACCCAAUAUGAACUAUUGUAAAGUUUUCAGGACAAUUUCUACUGGCCUUACUAAAAGAAGAUUAGAACUGUUUUUCUUGAUUCAAAA
This is a messenger RNA of Topomyia yanbarensis, 1249 nucleotides long. RefSeq lists its product as uncharacterized. The transcript has 2 exons. Lineage: Eukaryota; Metazoa; Arthropoda; Insecta; Diptera; Culicidae. The record is from RefSeq and is a predicted model, not a curated record. The coding region runs from base 175 to 1110 and encodes 311 amino acids.